Messenger RNA from Teleopsis dalmanni, 1891 nucleotides. Its product is annotated as endochitinase-like. Bases 100 to 1830 code for a protein of 576 amino acids. Gene Ontology annotation, cellular component: extracellular region. The record is from RefSeq and is a predicted model, not a curated record. The transcript is spliced from 7 exons. NCBI's taxonomy places the organism in Eukaryota, Metazoa, Arthropoda, Insecta, Diptera, Diopsidae. Gene Ontology annotation, molecular function: chitinase activity; chitin binding. Gene Ontology annotation, biological process: carbohydrate metabolic process; chitin catabolic process.
AUUCUAUUGAGCUCAGCACUGAAAUGUUGCGAUUUGUAUAAAAACCUCAAGCCGCUAUGGGGCAAACGUCAUUUGACUGAAGAUACUCGUUGGUGAAGCAUGGUUAAAUUCCUUAUUGGGACUCUACUGCUAUUAGCAGUAGCAUUGACGACGGUAACAGCUGAAGAGCAACCUGCACGCAUAGUUUGCUAUUUCAGUAACUGGGCUGUUUAUCGACCGGGUAUAGGUCGAUAUGGCAUCGAAGAUGUACCCGCUGAGUUGUGUACACAUCUGAUUUACUCAUUCAUUGGUGUGGAUGAGAAAACUUGGGAAGUUCUUGUUAUCGACCCCGAAUUAGAUGUUGAUCAAAAUGGUUUCCGAAAUUUUACGCAAUUGCGUCAAAAGCAUCCAAAUCUAAAACUUGAAAUUGCUGUCGGUGGCUGGGCCGAAGGUGGUAAAAAGUACUCACAAAUGUCAGCGGUACGUGAGAGACGCCAAAGUUUUAUACGCAGCGUGGUUGAUUUUAUGAAGAAGUAUGACUUCGAUGGUUUUGAUUUGGAUUGGGAAUAUCCUGGAGCCACAGAUCGUGGUGGUGCUUUCAGUGAUAAGGAUAAGUUUUUAUAUUUUGUACAAGAAUUAAGACGUGCUUUCGAUCGUGAAGGACGAGGUUGGGAAAUCACAAUGGCUGUACCAGUAGCUAAAUUUAGAUUACAAGAAGGUUAUCAUGUACCAGAAUUAUGCGAAUUACUUGAUGCUAUACAUGCCAUGACUUACGACUUGCGAGGCAAUUGGGCUGGCUUUGCUGAUGUACAUAGUCCAUUAUAUAAACGUAAACACGAUCAGUAUGCAUAUGAGAGACUCAAUGUGAAUGAUGGUUUAGCACUUUGGGAAGAUAUGGGCUGUCCAGCUAAUAAAUUAGUCGUAGGCAUACCAUUUUAUGGCCGCACCUACACAUUAAGUAAUUCAAAUAAAAACUACAACAUGGGCACAUACAUUAAUAAAGAGGCAGGUGGUGGUGCUCCCGGUCCUUACACAAACGCUAGUGGUUUCCUAGCUUAUUACGAAAUUUGUACAGAAGUAAAUGAUAAAGCAAAAGGCUGGACAGUUGAAUGGGAUGAUCAAGGUAUGGUACCAUAUACCUACAAAGAUACACAAUGGGUGGGAUAUGAGAAUGAAGUAUCGGUGCAAAUAAAAAUGGACUUCAUUAAGGAGAGAGGUUAUGCUGGCGCUAUGACAUGGGCUGUAGAUAUGGAUGAUUUCCAUGGUUUAUGCGGUCGUGAAAAUUCUCUUAUGCAUAUACUACAUGAUAAUAUGCGAAACUAUCGCGUACCAGAACCAACACGCGAAACAACACCUAGGCCUGAGUGGGCAAAGCCACCCGCAACACCGCCAAAUCCGGAUGAAGAAAAUCUGCCCAUUGCAUCCACCACGAAACGUCCGAUACCGAAACCACAACAAACAACAGUUCGGCCCACUGAAGCAACAACAACAACAAAAAAACCUGCAAAAGUUUCAAAGAAACCGAAACCAAAACCAAAACCAAAGCCUACAACAAGUACUAGUACAACUACAACAACAACAACCGAAGCAGCUCUGCAAAAAGAUCCAGAAAUUACACAACCGGAUCCAGAACAAAAUGAUGUCAACAUUGAUUGUACCAAUAGAGAUUAUGUACCUCAUCCAGAUUGUCAAAAGUAUUAUCGUUGCGUACAUGGCAAACCAGUCGAAUUUGAGUGUAAAGAAGGUACCGCUUUCCAUACAAUCCUCAAUGUUUGCGAUUGGAUUGAGAACAGCGAUCGUUACUAUUGCACCAGACUUAAGAAGAAAACUGUGGACAAUGAAACAAAAUAAUUUUAAGUUAAUUUAAAUAAUUUUAUCAUCAGAAAUGUAUUUAGUUUCUAAGGUUAAUAAA